Diachasmimorpha longicaudata is the source of this 507-nucleotide messenger RNA. Its product is annotated as cytochrome c oxidase assembly factor 5. Bases 108 to 407 code for a protein of 99 amino acids. The transcript is spliced from 3 exons. The record is from RefSeq and is a predicted model, not a curated record. Gene Ontology annotation, cellular component: mitochondrion. NCBI's taxonomy places the organism in Eukaryota, Metazoa, Arthropoda, Insecta, Hymenoptera, Braconidae. Gene Ontology annotation, biological process: mitochondrial respiratory chain complex IV assembly.
CAUUCGCCCCCGCUUCGAAGUGUUUGCUACGCAGUGUUUUGCUACAAUUGCUACUGAGAACCAAGAUCCCCCGUGUGAAUGUUUUGUUGGAGUCUCAAGUUGACGCAAUGUCGGAAGAUUCCGAAAAACCCGAACGAACCAGUGCUCGACCCUCGCGGAUGGUGUUUUCCAAGAAGAAUGAACGAUUGAAGGAUCAGACAAGAUGUGCUGGGGUCAGAGCGGAUCUGAAGGUUUGCCUGUUGGAGAGUGAUUGCUGCAAGAUACAAAGAAAAACACCUAAAGAGUGCAUCAAGGCUACGGAUGGAUCUGUUCCGGAAGACUGUCAAGCUCUGAGGUUCGUUCUAUAUGAGUGCAAAAGGUCCUUGGUCGAUGGCAGAAAGAGAUUUCGUGGACCUGUAGGUUACUAGAAAUACUAUUAAUAAAUAACAAUCACCUUCGAUGUUACAUAAUUAUUUAUAAAUACCAACAAUCUAAUAAACAACUAGGAAGUACACGGUAAAAUGUGAA